AGGACUUCUCUGACGAAGGCGAACGAAUCACGGUCCAGUGCUUCAACCAUUGACCCAUAACGGACCUACCGGGUGUCAGAGAGAAAUGACCAACAACGACACGUUUAAAAUUCUUACGCGGUGUGUGUUUAGACAGUUCACUGUGUUUACUUUUCAUUCCUAUUUAUCUGUUAUAAGGAGGAUACAACUACUUGCUAGUCAGGACAAAGAAAUUCUGAAGGUAGGGAAAUCGAUUAAUUCGUCUGGAAUGGAUAUUUAGAAUGUGGAACCGGGCCAUGUCGAAACCCAAACUUAUGGGGGUGCUGAGCGCCUCCACGAUGAUCUACAUUCUGGCUACCUUAUCAAUGCUCGUUCUACUAAGCACCAUAAUUGCCAACACACAUUUAAAUUCCUUACUGGACGUGUCCAAGCGGUUACAGACUUUUGUAUCCUCGUAUAUUGGAGAAAAUAAUAUGGAGGUGUCAAAACCUUCUAUCAACAAAUCUCACAUGGACUUCACCCGUUUACAUACGAGCACAGUAAGGACUAUAAAAUCAAACAGUGUAACAGUAUCAAACAGCAAAACAACGGAUAUCCGACAAAUAAAGUCAACAAGCAUGGGUCCUCCACGCAGCACAGCAAGACCUAGUGAAUGUAAGGCCUGUUUUGAACACAGGUUUGACUUCAUACUGAACAAUGUGGACAUAUGUCAGUCUGGCAAUUCCUCCAUUAAGGUCGUUGUAUUGAUUGCUACAGUCCAUGUAAACACAGAAAAGAGAAAGGCUAUCCGGGAAACAUGGCUCAGUUACUUCCGGGAAAACACCGGGCAGGUCCGCUAUGCAUUCUUACUAGGAAUGACUUCCGAUAAAACUCUACAGGUUGCCUUGGAAACGGAGAGUGCCACCUAUCGGGACAUAAUACAGGAAGAUUUUGUAGAUAGUUACAAUAACCUGACCCUUAAAACGAUGAUGGCUUUCCGAUGGGCCACCACAUCUUGUGCCAAAGCCGAGUUUAUAAUGAAAACUGAUGAUGACAUGUUUGUAAAUCUCAACUCUUUGAUGGCUGUUUUGGAUAAAAAUAAAAAUAUUCUCCAGCGUUCAGUCGGGGGAUAUUGUGUUAAAUCAGCAAACCCAGUCAGGGACAAAGGGUCAAAGUGGUACGUCUCCUUAGCAAUGUAUCCCCACGCCAAAUACAAUGGUUACUGUUCCGGGACGGGGUACGUCACGAGCAUGGUGGUGGCCCAGAAGGUGUUCGACAUCUCUAAACAUAUACCAUUCUUUCACUUAGAAGAUAUCUAUGUUGGACUGUGUUUAAAUAAGCUGGGAUUUUCCUUUACACGGAUACCCGGGUUUAACCCUCAUUUUAUACGUAUAUCCUGUGCCUAUAAGGGCCCUGGUAUUAUAACGUCUCACCAAGUGAGUCCACAACAACUGAGAGAAGUAUGGAAUCUCAAAUGCUAGUCAUAUUUCUACAACAGUGAUUGAAAAUAUUUUGUUCAAAAUAAACUCCUCACAUGUUAUGAAUAGAUGUAUAUUUGUUUUUAUUUCAGAAGCGAAAAAACAUUUUUUCGUUAAUAAAUUCAGAGCUGUUGAAAUGCUACUGAUUAUGUUA
This is a messenger RNA of Saccostrea cuccullata (small rock oyster), 1590 nucleotides long. Its product is annotated as beta-1,3-galactosyltransferase 1-like. Bases 261 to 1439 code for a protein of 392 amino acids. The record is from RefSeq and is a predicted model, not a curated record. Gene Ontology annotation, cellular component: Golgi membrane. The transcript has a single exon. Gene Ontology annotation, molecular function: hexosyltransferase activity. NCBI's taxonomy places the organism in Eukaryota, Metazoa, Mollusca, Bivalvia, Ostreida, Ostreidae.